UCUGGACCUAGUCAGCUGCUUAGGAUUAAGAAUUUUAAUGAAAUAGAAGGGAUGAGUUAGGGUGGCUCAAGGCUGAGGCUGGUUUUUUAGAAAGUUUAAGUGACUUCUGGGACCCAACAGUUGAAUCUUAUUUAUAAGAUACCUCAGGAUGGAGAGGUGAUGAGAGUGCAGGCCCAGGUGAUCCUUGACUCUAUACUUGAGAAAGACAAUGUAGCCACAGCUAUCUGCGUCAACACUGGAAGUUCCACCUUUACAAUGACUGAUGGAGCCACUGCAAAAGUAUUCGGGAUUAUGUUUACUUGUGCAGUCGAUGGAGGAUGCUCUGAUUCCUUAAAUGUGGGAGUGACUUUCUUUGGAAGUACUAUGGAGUAUUCCUCCAACAACUGGAUAUGGAAGUCACUUAGAAAGUUUGAUACACUCCCAUGAAUAUCGGUACAAAUGUUGGAAAUGGGACUCAUGUUACUUCGACUCAUGGGUUACCUUCAAGUUAAGCAACUAACUCUAACAUACCACUUCAAGAUGUCAUUGCUUACUUAAAAUGCUU
Messenger RNA from Moneuplotes crassus, 544 nucleotides. The record is from the annotation of a GenBank genome assembly. Lineage: Eukaryota; Ciliophora; Spirotrichea; Euplotida; Euplotidae.